Molecule: messenger RNA, 1298 nt
Organism: Bombyx mandarina (wild silkworm)
Lineage: Eukaryota; Metazoa; Arthropoda; Insecta; Lepidoptera; Bombycidae
Source: RefSeq, a predicted model, not a curated record
UGCAGUCUGCAUCGGGCGGACGCACGCAACUUAACUUCGCUGUCGCUCGUGGAAUAAAUAAAACAAUUACUUUUUUUUUUUUAAUAUAGUGAAAUAAAAUAUAGACCAUGGAUGUGCGUGCGAGGAUCAUAGCAACUAUUCUAUUGAUUUCUGUCGUCACGGCCGUUCCUGCGGGCGACAGCAGGAGAACUGAUAAAAAUGAUGACACGAGAGACCUCACUGCAGAGUCAUCAGAAAUCACAUCAGAAGUGGUGCCGCCGCCGCCUGGCAUGCACGUAGAACCCGACGCAGCCGCAACAGAUGACCAUACAGACCAUUCUGUUGAACUAGUCGGGAGAUCUCAAACCUUCUUCCCAACAUUCGCAAACUUGUUUGAGCCACGACAACAAAACAAUUACAGACUUGAUUUUGGAAAUAAUCAGGAAGGGGCCUACAGCCAACGACCGAAUUCAUAUAAAUCACUACUUAAUUAUCCCAUUUUUGGUGGUUAUAGGAAUCUAGAAAACUUUGGUAAAGCGAGCUCGCCAAUCAACACACCUGCUGCACCCCUUGUUGAUACAACAUCCAGUGUGCUCGGCUCAGGCAAUUUCGGUAUCAUCAGAGGCGGAACAUUUUUCGCUCAAAACGACGAAGAUGAUUAUAGUGACAGUUUCAAUUACUACAACAAUGGUCACGGAAGGCCUUCGUUCGACGUCAAUUACAUCGCCAAUCCGAGACCUAAUUACAAUCAAGACCAAUUCGCUAACUUCAGAGAUUUUGCCGACAUCAAUUCACCAGCUAAUUCUGCCUACUCACAUUACGUUGUCGUUUAUGCUAAUAAAAAUUCAACAGCGGAUGAAAUCAGUGAGGAAACCAGGAGAAUCAUGUCUGAACCAAAGAACAUUAUUGAAACUUUAGAACGACUAGACGAACCGGCGAUUAUGCCGAAAAUGUCAAAAGUAAAAACAAAAUUGGAAAUGACCAAACGAAAGAUGAUCAACAAAAAGGAGCAAUGGAAGAAGAACUCGAAACUCAGUCCAAAACAGGAUGCGGAAGAACCUCUACUUGCGUUAAGUUAAAGUUAGUGUAAGCAUAUAAAAGACUUGUGUUGUGUAACUGAUGAGUUCCAGUUUAAGAGUGAGGUGUGACAUGCGUCGUCAUGGAAAUGACGAAAGUAGUUCAUUGUCUUAUUGUAAAUUUAAGUAGAUAAGUUGUUGUUUGUUGAGCAAAUGGUCUGAAGAGUAAAGAUGACGAAUGAAAGAGUCGUUGGAAUUGUGUGUGAAUAAUAAAAUAAUAAAUGAAUUUAAAGUUUUAAAAGC